This is a messenger RNA of Trichobilharzia regenti, 3717 nucleotides long. NCBI's taxonomy places the organism in Eukaryota, Metazoa, Platyhelminthes, Trematoda, Strigeidida, Schistosomatidae. The record is from the annotation of a GenBank genome assembly.
AUGCCAAUUCAACAUUUAAAUCGAGAUGUUGUUAACCAUUCGCCGACACCAUCGACACCAACAACAACCACAACGACAACAACAAGCGGUAGUGAAUACAAAGUACUUAUUGCUAUAACAGUUCCUACACGUCAUUGGAAGUAUGUGUUCAAAGUACGCACAGACAUAUUGAUUGGUGAAUUGAGGAAACAAUCGAUUGAGACAUACAACCUACGGGAGAGUGAUUUCAUCAAUCAUGGUUUAUACUUACCACCAGAAGGUGGAAAGAAAGGCAAAUUCCUACAAGAUGAAAGAACAAUAUCUGAUUAUCCGCAAUUAGUAGCUACUAAGUUAUUCGAUGGAAAUGAUGGGGAAUGUGUAGUGCACGAAACAGAAACGAACCAGGGUGAAAACACGAAUGGGAGUAAAUCUAAGGAUCCAGUAUUAUUAGAGCUGUUGCCGAAGGUUCGAUUUGUUGAAGAAUAUCGUACAGAAGGAAGUAAACCAACUAAACGAAUUCAAUCGAAACACUACCAGAAACGCCUAUUAUCUGCAAUUAAACGAAAUGAUAUUCCACGGGUAACAGAUCUUCUCAAUCAAGGUUUGGAUCCAAAUUUUCAAUAUCCUUCAAAUGGAGUCACACCGUUGGGAUGUGCUGCAGAGUUAUCUGACCCCCGCGAAAUCAUUUUACAGCUGGUCAAUUGUGGUGCACAUGUAGACUAUCGGGAUUCUGAUACAAUGACAGCAUUGCACAGGGCAGCUAUCUGUGGAAAUUUAAAAGCAAUCGAGGUUUUUCUAGAACUUGGACAAAAUCCCAAUGUACGUGAUAAUCAAGGUCUAACGCCGUUGUAUUAUGCCUGUUCUGAAGAUAUUCAUCCGGAUUGUAUUAAACGCCUGCUAUAUGAUCAUGCAAUUCUUGGUGUAACAGACGAUAAGGGUAGACAAGAAAUUCAUCAGGCUUGUUUAAAUGGUCGAAGUGGAACAUUGGAACAGCUGAUCAUUUAUGGAGCGGAUUUAAACGCUCAAGUAGAAAAUCACAAUACACCGAUACAUUUAUGUGUAUUAGCUGAUGAACCUGAAUGCUUGAAAUUAUUACUACGUUGUGGUGCAUCACCGACAAUUGUCAAUUCAUCAGGUCAAACACCCUAUGAAUUAGCUGUACUUAUUGAGCGAAUGCAUUUGGCUUUGAUUUUACAAACUUUCGAUGAAAAGCAAAUCGAAGGGGUGGGCAAAACACCAGUAUAUAACAAAGACAGACGACCAACAAUUCAUGGACCACGUGCUGUUUUUGAAUAUUUAAAUUUUGCCAACAAUGUCAAUACUAAUCCUGCUACUGCUAAUACGCUGAAUAAACUACGUAAAUCGAUAUCAGUCGAUGGAAAACUACCUGAAGUCAACUAUCGUCGAUGUUUAUCCUUUGAUCCAGAUUGUCUUAGUAAACAAGCCUCACCGAUACUGAACGGCAAAUUGACAUUCACUGGAAAGAAUAAUGAUAUUCAGUCGCCUGGAGUUAAACCCCUAUUGCCAAUCAAAACAUCGACAAUAAAUAACAAUAAUAAUGGUAAUAAUAAUCGCUCUGGACAAGUUGUUUAUUCCCGUAGUAAUUCCGUUGGUGUCCCGCUGAACCUCAGGAAGAUCAAUCAGCUCAGACAAAACUUUCCCAAUAUUCGUAUACGUUCUGUCACUUUAGAACGUGGUACAUCUGGUUAUGGUUUCGUUAUGCAAGGAACAGAUAACUUUAAAGAAAGAUUUAAUACCUCUUUGGUUUUACCAACUCAGCGUAUUAUGAGUGUUCAACCGGAUAGUAAAGCUGAAAAAGCAGGACUUCUACCGGGUGAUUACUUCAUUGAGAUCAAUGGUAUCGAUGUCUACGACUCUCCGCAUACACAAGUUGUCGAUUUGAUUUCAUCAACACGUGAUAUGCUGACAUUGAAAAUUGUUAACUUUAUCGAUACAAACGACGUCACAUCGAGUAAUACAAAUGGCAGUAGCCAUAGCAAUGGCGAUGGUAACAACAUACACAACAAUAGCAUUAGCAGUAGUAACAGUAGUGGAACUCCUCCUGUGAUGAAUUCUAAUAGCAGCAGUGGCAGUGGCAGUGGCAGCAAACACAGUCGGACAAGUUUUAUCCGCGCUGACCUUAGACGUCGAAAUACGCAUCGAUCGCUUAGUUUUCACACAGCUGCAUAUAGUCGACGAGCGACUAUCAGUGACUGUAGUAAUAAUGGUAAUAGUAAUAGUAAUGAGGAACCAAUUAUCAAUACUAACAUUGUCACCAAUACUACUAACAACAACACCGUUAUCAGUAGUAUCAGUGUCAUCAAAAGUACAAAUGAUGACCAUAGGAAUGAGAAAUUAAUGGCAACUAAAUCAGAAAAACAACUUUAUCGUCCAUAUAAUCAUACUACUAUCAAUAAUAAUAAUAAUACCAGUAACGCUCCGCAUAGUCGGUUAAUUCGAGCCAUGAACACAGGGAUCAGUAAUAAUAAUAACAAUAAUAAUACUUCCACCAAGAAGUUCACAUCAUCUCUACUAAUUAUCAAGGAUGAAGGUGAACCAAUUCAUCAAGAUGGUAACAAAACAACACCAGAUUCACCACCAGCAUCGUCUUCUUCACCAUACAGACGAAGGCUUAUCAGUACUUCUGAUAUUACUGACAAUAAUACUAAUAAUAAUAUUAAUAGUAAUAAUGGUCAUGACAGUAGAUCUGGCGGUAAUGACAAACUACAACGAGCUUUAUCUGAAACACGAAGUAUUCUAGUAUCAAGAUUAUAUCGUCAACAGGAAGAAGCCAACGAUAGGCAAGCUGAGAAGGACAACACCGUGGGAGAAGAUAAAAAGUCAUGUCAAAAGCCAGAAACACAACAAUCAACCACAAUCAUUUUGUAUAGUCAAAGUAUUAAAAGAGAUGAAGAACACGAGGUCAGUUCAUCACUGUCAACAUCAUUCACUUCAUCAUCAGUGUCAUCAGGAUCAUCAAUAGUGUCUGGUCUACCUCCAUUGUAUUCAUCAUCAAUAGGCGGAGGACGUCAACAGUUGGAAAGUAAGACAAAACAUGCUGAAAAUACGCAUACUACCACGAGUACUACUAUUUAUGAUUUCAGUAAUAUGGCUAUUAAUAAUAAAAAUAAUAAGAAUGAUCAUCAAACGAAUGGAAAUAAUGGUCGAGCAGAUUUUCAUUAUGAACAUCGUGGAGAGUAUCAUAGUCAACCGACAACUGAGAAAUGUGAUUCGUCAUGGGAUUCAUCAGAAUCCGAUGAUAUAGGGAAUAUUUCAGAGAUAACUGAAAUAUCUGAGAAUUCCUUGAAGCCCAAUAAUAAAUACACAAUAAAUAUUAAUAAUAAUAAUAAUAAUAAUAAUGGGCAUAAUGUUGAAGAAAAUACUCAAAGAUGUAUAGAUAGACAAGCCACAGUUGGACAAGUUGACAAGGCAAGAAUGCCUAAGCCACCGCUACCUCCUCUAUCACUUACAAACAAUAAACUGACUGGAAAGAAGCCAAUGGAAGGGAUCGAGAAGUCAACGGGAAAACGUAACAUAAAGAAUGAUAUCUGUAAUGGAAAUAAUGACAAUGAAAGUAAUAGUAAUAAUAACAAUAAUAAUGAUAAUAGCCAAUCUAACGACAGUAUGUCGUCUGAAGAACAAACAAUUCAAAUUGAUCAGUCUAAAAUGAAUGGUCAUAAUAAUAAUAAUCACAAUAAUAAUAAUGAUGACGAUGAAUUAGGUGUGUGCUUAAUCUAA